UGUGGCAUAGCGAAAUCCGUGAACGGAGCAUAUGAACACAUUCUAUAUUCGCCAUUCUAGUGCAUUAGAGCUUAACAAGAAAUAACGAUGGCACGUUUAUAACAGACUCACAAGGUAUCCUUUGAGAUUGCUAAUUAUUUCGAAACUCGGACUAACUCGAUCGUAUUGACCUCAGCAAAUAGUACAAGAGGUUAAAUCGACUCAUUAUCAUAAGGCUUUGGAAAGGCAAUAUGCUUUUUGCAAGUGUUAAUGGAAAGAUAUGAUUUUACCGAGGAAUUUGACUUCUCAGCGAAAAAACAUCCAAUAUGCGUGAUAGCUUUAUUGUGGUUUGGUAUCAUUCUCUUUUGAAAUAGUUAAAUUUUUGAGCUCUAUCUGCUCUGUAUUUCAUUCAAGGCGAACAGGAAUGGCAUACAAAAAGCUUGGGAUAUUACUGUACAAAAUUUUCAUCACCAGCUUCAAAUAUCGGAAUCGUCGAAAAAUUUGGGUUUUGAGUUGGAAUCACGAUUAAAUGAUAUUUCGUUUGUGUUCGAUAAUUUACUACCACGCACAAUUAUUCAUGGCGAUUAUAAAAUAGCAAAUAUUUUUAUCGAUCGCAACUCGGAUGAGAAUCAAAUAUAUGCUAUAGAUUGGCAAUGGUAUGGCAUUGGGCAUGCUGCUAUGGACGUAGCUUCUUUUAUAGCUACAUCAGUUCAUGAAAAUACGAUUGAACAUUCAUUGGAACUCGUUCGCUUCUAUCAUAAAGUAUUAACAGAUAAUGGAAUUUCAUAUUCAUGGGAACAAUUUUGGCAAGCAUAUCAAAUAUGUUGGAUUGAGUUUUUUAUUUAUACAGUAGUAGGUCUUUGGAGUGUAAUGCAAGCCAAUGACAUUGAAAUUGAAAUAUCUCUUUUGGCGCUAUUAUAUCUUGAUUAUUAG
This is a messenger RNA of Rotaria sp. Silwood2, 912 nucleotides long. The record is from the annotation of a GenBank genome assembly. NCBI's taxonomy places the organism in Eukaryota, Metazoa, Rotifera, Eurotatoria, Philodinida, Philodinidae.